CUCAUUCUGCCUCUGAAGAUCAAGAAAGGUGGGGCUUGGGGGUACUUUGUGGGAGUUGCUCCUCUCCCCCCAAAUUCCAUAAUGAGGGCCCGCGAGCUUGUAGGUAUGCUGACCAUGGUGGGCUUUGCGUUGGGGAAGGCUCCAGUUGCCAGAGUCCGUACCUGCCACCUGUGCCUCUUAGAAGACCCUUCACUAGGCUGCAUUUCUGGCUCAGAAAAGUGCACCAUCAGCCUUCCAUCGCCGUGUAUGGUGAUCACCAUCUAUAAAAAUACUACUGUUCGCUUCCACGUACGGGGCUGUGGACAGCAUCAUUCCUACCGAUGUCAAGAAAGGCAUAUGAUCUACCAAUCAGAGUACUUGUAUAAGGCCGAUUGCUGCCAGUACGAUUACUGCAACUCCUGGUCCAGUGCUCAGCACCAGAGCACCCUGUAUGGGUCCCCAGGAAGCCAGCUGGGCAUGCCCCUGUCAGCGUCUCAGAUAAAACAGUUUUACCAGGUCCUGAACCUCUCUCUGCCUCAGCCUGGCUUCCAUGCUCAUAAGGUGUCUGAGGGUCUGGAGUCUCUCAUUCUGCCCCUGGAGCUGGGCUUGUCCAUUGCUGACCUGCGCCAAAUAUACUUGUUCCUCAAUAGUUCAGGACUUCUGGUCCUUCCCUGGGAUAGACCCUGAUGUGUUCCCCUUCCUAGAUUCCGCUCUGUCCGAGAGACUCUUCCUUUGAGGGGCCCAGCAUCCUGCUCUGCGGUCUGUGAACACUCAGAUCCUCUGGUGCCCUCUGAUCUCUUAAGCUUUCUGCUCUACAUGGCCAGCUUCUGUAUGGCACCUGGAUCUGGGGGCUGGUUUGUCUUCCUCCUAUUCAGGAAGCUUAAGGAUGGUUUUCACCAAGGCUGACUUGACAAUGAUUCCCAUUUUGAGUGUCACUGUCUUCGUGUACCCUCAGUCUGGUCAUAUGCCAUAUCUGAGCCUCAGCAGCAAGGCCAAAGGGUGGACUUGCAUACCUUUACAUCUGGCACAGCGACCUAUCUCACUAUCUCCACCAUCCUGGUCCGCUGUCCUUGGCCUCAUCAUUUCACCUGACUGCCUGCCUUGUAAGGGGUUGCAGUGGCUCCCAUGUCUCCUCUGUAAUAAAUCAAAACUUGGCAAAA
Mus caroli (Ryukyu mouse) is the source of this 1139-nucleotide messenger RNA. It is a transcript of the gene Ly6g5b, whose product is annotated as lymphocyte antigen 6 family member G5B. Lineage: Eukaryota; Metazoa; Chordata; Mammalia; Rodentia; Muridae. The record is from RefSeq and is a predicted model, not a curated record. Gene Ontology annotation, cellular component: external side of plasma membrane.